Gadus morhua (Atlantic cod) is the source of this 2373-nucleotide messenger RNA. It is a transcript of the gene glmna, whose product is annotated as glomulin, FKBP associated protein a. Gene Ontology annotation, molecular function: ubiquitin-protein transferase inhibitor activity. The transcript is spliced from 18 exons. Bases 126 to 1940 code for a protein of 604 amino acids. Gene Ontology annotation, cellular component: cytoplasm. Lineage: Eukaryota; Metazoa; Chordata; Actinopteri; Gadiformes; Gadidae. The record is from RefSeq and is a predicted model, not a curated record.
CUUUGACCCCUGACGUCAGUAAUCUACGGCAGACCACGGCGGCCAAAACUCUUCUACUUUUCGCGAUACCGUAGUAAUGAAUACCCUGUAACAGCGGAGCAAAGACGAGAGACGUCUGAGUAGCAAUGGCCCUCGAACAACUCAGUGAUGUGGUUCAGAAAUGUCAAGCAGUGCAAGACGACAAGUACAGCCCAGAGGACUACGAUGUGUUCAACACCGCUGGGCGGACCUGCAUCGAGGAGGGACACAGUGCACAGGUCCUCAGUAUCCUGGUGGAUGAAAAGAAUCAGGCCAUGGUGAAGUGCAUGGGCUGGAACCUGCUGGACCCGCUGGUCCAGGUCAUGCUGAAGCAGGAGGUGAAGAACCGGCCUCACUGCCAAGCCAUCCUCAAGCACCUGCUCAAGGUGUGCAGCCCCAAGGAGCUGUUGGUGGGCCUGCUGGAGCAGGUGGAGGAGGCGCCCGUGGAGCUGCUAGUGAGCGCCUUCCUGCUCCUUCUCAAGCCUUUGAAAGAGGUGCUGAUGCGUCUGGGGGAGCGGAAGGCCUCCUCCCUGGGCAUGGUGCUCGCCACCCUGCUGGAGCAGGUGGCCAAGCUGCCCACGCCGCGCAGCAGGGAGCAGGAGGCGGACGACUUCCACCCGCUCUGCCACUGCUGCACCAGCCUCAUGGCCUUCGUCAGGCCCUUCGUGGACGAGGCCAGGGCGAGCCUGGCCGGCCCCCGGGAGGAGACGCCCAGCCAGGCGGGGGGAGAGCGAGGGGGAGGGGGAGGGAGAGGGCGGCCCAACAAGGAGGAUGAGCUCAGGGUGGAGCUGCUCAAGUUUUGUAUGAAGAGUCUGAGCGAGCCUCUCCUUCAAGUGCAGCUCCAGGAUUCAGACCCGCUGGCCGUCUCUCCGCUCCGGGAGUUCGCCCUGGAUGUUUUGAGCAGCCUCACUGCCAUCGGGGAGAGCCUGCCCAGCCUGGUGAGCCACCCGGUGCUGAGGAAGAGGAGGGCGGAGGGCUUCCUGGAGGAGGAGGUGCGUUACCCCAAAGAGUCCCUGGCCAGCCUGGCCCACCUGCUGUUCGUCCACCACGUCGCCAUCGACACCUUUCCCGCCGUCUACAGUCCGAUCUUCAUGCUGAGGUGCAAUAUGGAGCACAUCAACCUGCUGCUGUCAAGAACUGAGGAGCAUUGUAUCCACAAAGGCCAGGAGCUGUACGAGAAGAGUCUGGUGACGGUGGUCGAUGGCAGCGUCUCUGUGAACGAGCUGGAGAUCAAGACCUUCACCAGUGUUCCCCAGAAUUUAGUAAAGAUCAUGACCUUAUGUCCAGCUCAUCACUUGAGAACUAAAGGCCUCAAACUGCUGCAGCUCAGCAUCGAUAAGUUUGAUGUGGAAGCCAAGUACAAAUUCUUUGAGUGCAUGCUGAAGGUAAGCAGCCACUCAGGGGUGGAGGGCUACAUCAUCAAGAACAUCCGCAGCCAGAUCGACUUCUCCCUCAAGCCAGGGAAUGAGAACGACUGGUUCCUGGGAGCCCACCUCAUGCCUCUGCUGCGCCAGGUGCUCGUCCUCCCAGACGGACCCGAGACGGACCUGCUGCAGAACCUGGACCGGUUAAUGGAGUCUCUGAACCUGCUGCGCUACCUGGUCCUCAGAGACAAGGUGACACAGAACCAGACGGGGGUCUGGACGGAGCUGACCCACCUGGAGGAGCGCUUCAUGCGGCCCCUGCGCGUGGGUCUCAACAUGUCCAGGGCCCACUACGAGAUGGAGCUCCAGAGGACCAUGGCCGGCCACAAGGGAAAGGUCAAAGGUGACUCCAUGCUCUCUGUUGCCGUUGGAGACGAGCAGCUGCCACACAUGACGUCAGAGUCUCAGAUACAGGCUCUGCACUCUGCGCUGCACACGUUCGACAUGAUGGAGAGCGUGUUGGUGCGGGUGGAGGAGGUCGUCCAGGAGAGCUCUUAGAGAGGCCUGCCGUGGCCUCUUCCUGCCUGGGGUCGUCUGCCAACAUGGAAGCCCUCCUCAUCACUGGUGUCCACUGAGCCCUGGUUACAAGGAGCCACCAGGUUCUCCCCAGUAGUACAAACUGAUCCGACAGGCCAUUCAUCAACAUUGUUUAACAAUAAUCCAUCUGUGUAGAAUUACACAAAGAAAAAGUGAGAAGAGCUGGGGAACAUAUUAUCUCUGGGCUCUAAGUUUUGGUCAACGGGUUACGAUGUGCUUUAGCUCAAUGAGCUCUUCUUCAGUAUUUAAGUGACGAUAUAUGAUUUAUGUUAUUCAGCCAACCAUGUAUGAACACUGAAAUAGUUAGUCAUCUUUUUUUUCUCUCUUAAAAAUAACCCUUUUAUAAAUGUAUUUUUUUGUCCAUAAAUUAAAUCAGUGGCCUUCUUCUUUCAAA